Messenger RNA from Monomorium pharaonis (pharaoh ant), 1501 nucleotides. RefSeq names its product RNA-binding region-containing protein 3. Gene Ontology annotation, cellular component: U12-type spliceosomal complex. Gene Ontology annotation, biological process: mRNA splicing, via spliceosome. Gene Ontology annotation, molecular function: U12 snRNA binding; pre-mRNA intronic binding; protein binding. Lineage: Eukaryota; Metazoa; Arthropoda; Insecta; Hymenoptera; Formicidae. Bases 1 to 1368 code for a protein of 455 amino acids. The record is from RefSeq and is a predicted model, not a curated record. The transcript is spliced from 5 exons.
AUGAUUCCAGCGUGCGAUACCCUGAGGAUCCUUCAUUUGCCUCCACAACUUUCUGACGACCGGCGUGAUGAGUUACUGCAGAAAUAUGGCGCGAUCAAGACCAGAACGUUACGAUCGUCCGGCAAGUACACCAUCACCUUUGCUAAAUUCCCGUCCCAACAAUUGGCGGCAGAAGCACUGUUGCGUUUGCAUCAGUUAAAUGUCAGAGGGCAAUAUUUAUCUGUUGAAUAUGCCAAGAGUUCUGUGCCCGCUGAACUGUCACAGCAAGGUAUUGAGCACAAAGCACCGGCAAGUGACGAUGCGAAAAUGGAAACAGUUAGCAAGUCUCACGUCCAAGCAUUCUUGCGGAAAUUGAACAACUGGACGAUGAAUCAUGAUUUCACUCAACCACCUCCACCAAAUAUAAGAUACAAAUACAUGAUGCCAACGAGAGAUACCUUAAUAAGGAUAGCCAUACAGUUGUUAACUCAACCAGCUUUUUAUACACAGGUGUUGCACUUGAUGAAUAAAAUGAAUCUACCUCCUCCCUUUGAAGAGUUGGAAAUGGAAUUUCCUAUGCUCAGGGAGGUAUACAAUAUGGAGAAAUAUAAAGAUAUAUUCCAUGAUCGCGUGAACGAAGAGGAAAUGGAGGAGGAGGAAUCCGAGUUAGAAUCGGAUGGAGAGGAUAAUAUUCGACCUCUAGAAGUUAUACCUGUUAAAAGAAAACGGCCGCAAUCCACGAAACGUCUGAAAAUUCCAAAAUUUGUCAACCCCGCCAAAAAUAUCGUGAUCCCCUCGUCCACACAGAAAGUGCUCAAACCGGAAGACAUGUUCGAAUCUGUUCAGCGUGGGGAGACUAAAAAUCUCAAGAUCGAAUUAAAAACUCUAGACAAGCCGUUAGAAGCAACGACGUCCGCUAUUCAAGAUAGCACCGUGACCGUAGAUGGCGGAUUUGGUUUAAUAUUCCCAGUCAAUAAGACUACCGAGGACGCAAAGAACUGCGAAGAGAAUGCGGAAACUCCAAAAAAUAAGUUUAUAACUUCCGAGGAAUUGACUAACAAGAUUUCCGCUAACGAUCAGAGAUUGCUUCCUGUGUUCAAAAAUUAUCACCCAGGCAAACCUUCCAAUCGCCUCUACAUAAAAAAUCUCGCAAAGCAAGUGGAAAUGAAGGAUCUACACUAUAUUUAUCAAAGAUACGUUAUUACUGGAUUGAAAGAUGCCGAGAAUGAAUACGAUGUGCGUCUUAUGCAAGAGGGCAGAAUGAAAGGACAAGCCUUUGUCACUUUGCAAAAUGUCGUACAGGCAAAAAUGGCUCUCGAGGAAACUAACGGGUAUAUUUUAAAAGACAAACCUAUAGUUGUGCAAUUUGCCAAAGGCGCUAAAAGUUGAAGCAGACUAUUCCUGCUUUUAUAUAUAAUUUAAUCUUUAUUUCGAUUAUUUAUUUUUUAUCGCAAACUAUUGAAUCAAUAAUUUUAUUUAAAGAAAUACUUUGUUGAAAUAAAUAAACAAAAGUUCUUGCAAA